Molecule: messenger RNA, 2514 nt
Organism: Mesorhabditis belari
Lineage: Eukaryota; Metazoa; Nematoda; Chromadorea; Rhabditida; Rhabditidae
Source: the annotation of a GenBank genome assembly
AUGGCAGACGUUGAAAUGGAUACACCAUUGGUCGACGCCAAGAAAGAUGACCAGCCGAAUGAAGAGCAACCGAAAGAAGAGCAACCAUCCGAAUCAGUUGCUAAUGCUAAUGCUGACACAAAUGCGAAUGUCACAUCAACGGCUGGUGAGGAUCCACAAUACGUCGAGAAUGAAACAUACAAAUCACUGAGGGAGCAACAAGUGAAUGCACCGGUCGCCACUGCAUUGAUGAAACUCUACGAAGAAACCAGCAUGGAAGCAAGCGAUGUAGACGAGAAAGCCAUCGAAGUUCUUCGCUCAUUUGCCAACGAUCAAGCAUGCUACAUAGUUGAUGAAUUACGAAAAUCAAAGCUCUUCGGUGUGCAGAAUCGAUCACAAUACUUGAUGUCGGUGAUGAGGAACUUUCGUGAUCGUGUACGGAACUACGGAGCGUCUACCGUGAUGAGCUCACCAAUUGUUGCUGGCCCGGAUCCGGAGAAGAUGAAAGAAAUUCUCGACCGAACUGGAUACAGUUUGGAAGUUACUGUUGGUCAGCGCAAAUAUGGAGGACCACCACCUGAAUGGGAAGGCCCGGCUACUGGUCCAACUGGAAGCGGCUUUGAGGUAUACAUUGGUCACAUUCCGCACGAUGUCUACGAAGAUGUUUUGAUUCCAAUUUUCGAGGAAGUCGGCAAAAUUUGGGAUCUCCGACUCAUGAUGGAUCCAUUGUCAGGCAAAAACCGUGGUUAUGCCUUCUUGACCUACUGCGAGAAGGAGUUUGCCAAGAACGCCGCAAAGAAGUUUGAUGGCUUCGAAAUUGCAUCGGGAAAAAACUUGAAAUGCAACGUUUCCGUGGCCAACAUGCGUUUAUUCAUUGGCAACAUACCCAAGUCAAAAUCCAGAGAGGAAAUUCUUGAUGAACUUAAAAGUCAUGCAGAUGGCGUUGAAGAUGUCAUAAUCUACACAAACCCGGAUGCUCCCGAAAAAGUGAAGAACCGUGGAUUCUGCUUUGUUGACUUCGUUGACCACAAAUCGGCUUCUGAUGCCAAACGAAAGUUCACUCAAGGAAAGAACAAAGCUACCAAACCGUUCAACAUUGGUGAAUUGGUUGUUGACUGGGCUGAACAACAAGAGGAACCCGACGAGGAGGCGAUGGGCAAAGUAAAAGUGGUCUACGUCAGAAACUUGAAAGAAGCUGUCACUGAAGAAAAGUUGAGAGAAAUCUUCGGACCAUAUGGCGAAAUCGAAAGGAUCAAAAAGAUGAAGGACUAUGCUUUCAUUCACUACAAGGAACGCGAUCCAGCCGUCAAAGCAAUCGAGGAACAGAAUGGCAAAGAGUUGGAGGGUGUUGCGAUUGAGGUCUCAUUAGCCAAACCCAUGAAUGAAAAGAAGAAAACGCGUGGCGGCGGUGGUGGUGGUGGUGGCGGAGGAGGAGGAGGAGGAGGCAACCGCGGACGAAGUGGAAACUUUGGUCGCGGGGGUGGUGGGGCAAAUAACAUGUUCCCCAACCGUGGAUUCGACAUGUAUGGUGGAGGAUAUGAUAUGGGCUAUGGCGGAGGUGGCGGUAUGGGCUACGGUGGUGGAUAUGGAGACUUUGGCGGUGGAUAUGGAGGCGGCUAUGGCGGAGGUUUUGAUGGUGGUUAUGGAGGAGGACCGGGUUAUGGCGGCUAUGGAGGAGACUUUGGAGGCCCUCGUAGGGGUGGACGUGGCGGGCAAAGAGGACGCGGUGGACCGAUGGGUGGCGGCGGACGAGGCCAUGGCGGAGGCGGUGGAGGACGAGGCGGCGGUGGAAGAGGCCGAGGAAAACGACCUGUGAUCUCAUUUGUAACAUCGAGCAAUUUCUUUUUGCGAAAGCACCAUAAUCGAGACAAGAAUUUCAUGAGGAAUUUGACGAAGGUGAUUGCGAGGGAUUCUUCAAAAGCCAGCAAUUUCAAAACCCAGCAAUUUCCAAAAGCAUCUGUCGACAAAAUGCAUUCAAAAACAAUGACGCCAACAACUGCCAGUGCCUCGAAAUCGGCCCAAAUUGAUCUGAUGCUCACCCCGGCGAAGAUCUCGUCGAAUACAACGCGUGCCGAGACGCCGAAAUCCCGCGAGCCAAAGAGCAUCAAACGUGUCCGUCGUCGCACUCAAAACCAACUCAACGCCACGCCAGCGAAAGCGACAAACGGGAGAAAAGCGCACUCUGCCUCGCCGCCAAUGAUCGGAUGCUAUGCCAGCAGCAAAUGGAGCGACAGCCCGUCAGCUAGAUCGAUCCCUCUUCCACCGAUCGCAUGGUUCGCGCAAAAAUCUGGCUCAUCUCUUGCUUCGACAUCUGACUCGGAAAGUGGAUCAUCGUCAGCGAAUGAUUCAAAUGAUUCAACCUCGCCUUUUCCUGAGCCUCGUCCAAUCCGUCUGUCGUCCAAUGCACAAGUCUUUUUGACUCCAAAGACGUGUCGUCAAGAUGAACAAGCGAAAAAUAUCGAACUCUCGUCAUCGGGUCGUCGAAUGUGUCCACUGAAGUUGAUCUCUGAAGUGAUGGCUCUCUCGAUCGCCAAU